Balaenoptera acutorostrata (minke whale) is the source of this 4161-nucleotide messenger RNA. Its product is annotated as neuron navigator 1-like. Gene Ontology annotation, biological process: microtubule bundle formation; neuron migration; nervous system development. Gene Ontology annotation, cellular component: axon initial segment; microtubule cytoskeleton. The record is from RefSeq and is a predicted model, not a curated record. NCBI's taxonomy places the organism in Eukaryota, Metazoa, Chordata, Mammalia, Artiodactyla, Balaenopteridae.
AUGACCCAGAUCGUGCGGGGUCUGCAGUGGGGCUGCACCCACACACCCUCACCUGGGCUCACACCGCUGGCCUGGGGUCUGGAUGCCCUGUACUCAGCCCGUGCCCCGGAAGAUGGCAGCUCACUGCCCCCGCCCGCCGGCGUUUCGGGGGCUCUGGACAAACUGUCCCCUGGACCCCAGCGGCAGACGCUCCCAGCCUGGGAUCCGGAGUCCCAGAGAAAGAGGACGGUGCAGAAUGUCCUGGAUCUACGACAGAACCUGGAGGAGACCAUGUCCAGCCUGCGAGGGUCCCAGGUGACACACAGCUCCCUGGAGAUGACCUGCUACGACAGCGACGACGCCAACCCCCGCAGCGUGUCCAGCCUGUCCAACCGCUCGUCGCCCCUGUCCUGGCGCUACGGCCAGUCCAGCCCGCGGCUGCAGGCCGGGGACGCGCCGUCGGUGGGCGGCAGCUGCCGCUCGGAGGGGCCACCCUCCUGGUACAUGCACGGAGAGCGCGUGCACUACGCGCACACCAUGCCCAUGCGCUCCCCCAGCAAGCUGGGCCACAUCUCGCGCCUGGAGCUGGUCGAGUCGCUGGACUCGGACGACGUGGACCUCAAGUCUGGCUACAUGAGCGACAGCGACCUCAUGGGCAAGACGAUGACGGAGGACGACGACAUCACCACCGGCUGGGAUGAGAGCAGCUCCAUCAGCAGCGGGCUCAGUGAUGCCUCAGACAACCUCAGCUCGGAAGAGUUCAACGCCAGCUCCUCACUCAACUCCCUGCCCACCACGCCGACGGCAUCUCGCAGGAACUCGACUAUAGUGCUGCGCACGGACUCCGAGAAGCGCUCGCUGGCAGAGAGUGGGCUGAGCUGGUUCAGUGAGUCGGAGGAGAAGGCCCCCAAGAAGCUGGAGUACGACAGCGGCAGCCUGAAGAUGGAGCCCGGGGCGUCCAAGUGGCGGCGGGAGCGGCCCGAGAGCUGCGACGACCCAUCCAAGGUUGGGGAACUGAAGAAGCCCGUCACCCUGGGGCACCCCGGGUCCCUGAAGAAGGGCAAGACCCCGCCGGUGGCCGUCACCUCCCCCAUCACUCACACGGCCCAGAGCGCCCUCAAGGUCGCAGGCAAACCCGAGGGCAAGGCUGCCGACAAGGGCAAGCUGGCGGUGAAGAGCGCCGGCCUGCAGCGCUCCUCCUCGGACGCCGGCCGCGACCGCCUGGGUGACGCCAAGAAGCCUCCCUCGGGCAUCGCGCGCCCAUCCACAUCGGGAUCCUUCGGCUACAAGAAGCCCCCUCCCGCCACAGGCACGGCCACCGUCGUGCAGACCGGGGGCUCGGCCACGCUCGGCAAGGUCCAGAAGUCCUCGGGCAUCCCCGUCAAGCCGGCAAAUGGACGCAAGACCAGCCUGGACGUGCCCAACAGCGCAGAGCCCGGCUUCCUGGCUCCGGGCGCCCGUUCCAACAUCCAGUACCGCAGCCUGCCCCGACCGGCCAAGUCCAGCUCCAUGAGCGUGACCGGCGGGCGGGCCGGCCCCCGGCCCGUGAGCAGCAGUAUCGACCCCAGUCUCCUCAGCACCAGGCAGGGCAGCCUGACGCCCUCCAGGCUGAAGGAGCCCUCCAAGGGGGCCGGCGGGCGGGCCACCCCAGCCCCCGUCAACCAGACGGACCGGGAGAAGGAGAAGGCCAAGGCCAAGGCCGUGGCCCUGGACCCAGACAGCGUGUCCCUGAAGAGCAUGGGCUCCCCAGAGAGCACGCCCAAGGGCCAAGCGAGCCACUCCCCGGCCCCCAAGUUGGCAGAGCUGCCGCCAACCCCCCUCAGGGCCACGGCUAAGAGCUUUGUCAAGCCGCCCUCCCUAGCCAAUCUGGACAAGGUCAACUCCAACAGCCUGGAUCUCCCUGCGUCCGCUGACGCCCAUGCGCCGAAGGUCCCAGAUCUGCACGCUCCGGGCCCGGCCGCCGGGGGCCCCCUCCCUUCUUGCUUCAGCCCCAGCCCAGCCCCCAUCCUCAACAUCAACUCCGCCAGCUUCUCCCAGGGCCUGGAGCUCAUGAGCAGUUUCGGCGUCCCCAAAGAGACCCGCAUGUACCCCAAGCUCUCAAGCCUGCACAGGAGCAUGGAGUCCCUCCAGAUGCCCAUGAGCCUGCCCGGCGCCUUCCCCAGCAGCGCCCCCGUCCCCGCACCCCCGCGCCCCCCCGCCGCCCCCGCAGAGGAGAACACUGAAGAGCUGCCCUGGAGCGAAAGCCCCAGGACCGGGCAGCUGGACAGUAAUCAGCGGGAUCGGAAUACUCUUCCCAAGAAGGGGCUCAGGUACCAGCUCCAGUCCCAGGAGGAGGCCAAGGAGCGGCGACACUCGCACACCAUCGGGGGGCUGCCCGAGUCCGACGACCAACCAGAGCUUCCGUCGCCCCCUGCGCUGUCCAUGUCCCUGAGCGCCAAGGGCCAGCUCACCAACAUAGUGAGUCCCACUGCGGCCACCACGCCAAGAAUCACCCGCUCCAACAGCAUCCCCACCCACGAGGCGGCCUUCGAGCUGUACAGCGGCUCCCAAAUGGGGAGCACCCUGUCCCUGGCCGAGAGACCCAAGGGGAUGAUCCGGUCAGGAUCCUUCCGAGACCCCACGGACGACGUUCACGGCUCAGUGCUGUCCUUGGCCUCCAGUGCCUCUUCCACCUACUCCUCAGCUGAGGAGAGGAUGCAGUCUGAGCAAAUCCGGAAGCUUCGCAGGGCACUGGAGUCAUCCCAGGAGAAAGUAGCCACCUUGACGUCGCAGCUCUCCGCCAACGCCAACCUGGUGGCGGCUUUUGAGCAGAGCCUGGUGAGCAUGACAUGCCGCCUGCGGCACCUGGCAGAGACAGCCGAGGAGAAGGACACUGAGCUACUGGACUUACGGGAAACCAUAGACUUUCUGAAGAAGAAGAACUCUGAGGCCCAGGCCGUCAUUCAGGGGGCCCUCAAUGCCUCAGAAGCCACACUCAAAGGACUCCGGAUCAAGAGGCAGAACUCCUCGGACAGCAUCUCGAGCCUCAACAGCAUUACCAGUCACUCCAGCAUCGGCAGCAGCAAGGAGGCCGAUGCCAAAAAGAAGAAGAAGAAGAGCUGGCUCCGAAGUUCCUUCAACAAAGCCUUCAGCAUAAAGAAGGGGCCCAAGUCCGCUUCCUCCUACUCUGACAUCGAGGAGAUCGCCACGCCCGACUCCUCGGCCCCCUCGUCCCCCAAACUGCAGCACCAGGCUACGGAGACUGCCUCGCCCUCCAUCAAGUCCUCCGCCUCGUCCUCCGCCGGCACCGACGCCCCCGAGGGCCCCGCUCCCCCGGGCCCCCACGCCCGCCUGUUCCAGGGCAGCGAGGAGGAGGAGCCCGAGAAGGAGGUGUCCGAGCUGCGCUCCGAGCUGUGGGAGAAGGAGAUGAAGCUCACGGACAUCCGCCUGGAAGCCCUCAACUCGGCCCACCAGCUGGACCAGCUGCGGGAGACCAUGCACAACAUGCAGUUGGAGGUGGACCUGCUGAAAGCUGAGAACGACCGGCUGAAGGUGGCCCCGGGGCCCUCGGCGAGCUCCGCUCCAGGGCAGGCCCCGGGAUCUUCGUCUCUGCCUUCCCCUCGCCGCUCCCUGGGCCUGGCGCUCACCCAUCCCUUCAGCCCGAGCCUCGCAGAUACAGACCUGUCUCCCAUGGAUGGUAUCAGCACCUCUGGUCCAAAGGAGGAAGUGACUCUUCGGGUGGUGGUGAGGAUGCCCCCACAGCACAUCAUCAAAGGGGACUUGAAGCAGCAGGAGUUCUUCCUGGGGUGCAGCAAGGUCAGCGGGAAAGUUGACUGGAAGCUGCUGGAUGACGCUGUUUUCCAGGUGUUCUUGGACUGUACUGUACUGAGGACCCUGGGGCGCCAGGAACUCAGUGAGAGUAAGAGGCCAGAGACAGCCCAGAAGACACCCCUUCAGUCUGCAGUGGUUUUCCUUGCAGUCACUUGGCUAAAUACAGGGAAUUUGCUGAUUAAUUCAUUCAAGGGCUUGCCGAUCACAGAUUGCAGGGAAGCACCUUCUUCUCCAGAGACGGUGAGAGACAGCGUGGAAAACCAUCUUCUGGACUGGACUGAAAUUGUGCCUGGGGAGGCUGAGCGCAUCCCACUCCAGGUCUCCAGGAGUAGCCUAGGGGCCAAACAGAAGCCCCUCGUGCCCACUGGGUAA